This is a messenger RNA of Dioscorea cayenensis subsp. rotundata (Guinea yam), 3721 nucleotides long. Its product is annotated as probable phospholipid-transporting ATPase 8. The transcript has 12 exons. Gene Ontology annotation, biological process: phospholipid translocation. Gene Ontology annotation, cellular component: plasma membrane. Bases 36 to 3524 code for a protein of 1162 amino acids. Gene Ontology annotation, molecular function: ATP binding; ATPase-coupled intramembrane lipid carrier activity; ATP hydrolysis activity. The record is from RefSeq and is a predicted model, not a curated record. NCBI's taxonomy places the organism in Eukaryota, Viridiplantae, Streptophyta, Magnoliopsida, Dioscoreales, Dioscoreaceae.
CCAAGCAAUCAAAUCUCACCGACGAUUUCGAGAAGAUGUUCGGCUGCUUGCGCCGGCGAUGGUCUCGCCGGCGAUCGGGAUCACUGGAUCGAGAGAAGACGAGCGGUGCGGGAUACUCGCGGGUCGUGCAUUGCAACAAUCCGGAGAUCCAGGAGGACGACAGGCCCUUGUACCCUCUCAACGCUGUGUCGACGACCAAGUACACGAUCGCCAACUUCUUGCCCAAAUCUCUGUUCGAGCAGUUCCGGCGGGUGGCCAACUUGUUCUUCUUGGUGGUCGCUUGUGUGUCUUUCAGUCCAUUGGCACCGUAUCGAGCUGUGAGCAUCUUGCUGCCACUUGUGGUCGUCGUUGGAGCAACCAUGGCUAAGGAGGCCGUUGAGGACUGGCGUCGCAAAAAGCAGGACAUAGAGGUUAACAACAGAAAGGUCAUGGUAUAUGAUGGUAGCCAUGCGUUUUAUCAAACGGAAUGGAAAAAGCUUAGUGUGGGAGAUAUUGUCAGAGUGGAGAAGGAUCAGUUCUUUCCGGCUGAUCUAGUUUUGCUUUCAUCCAGCCAUGACGAUGGGAUUUGUUAUGUUGAAACCAUGAACCUUGAUGGAGAGACGAAUUUGAAAACAAAGCAGUGUUUGCAGGUUACUACAAUGCUAUGUAGUGACCAUUCUUUUCAAAAAUUCAAAGCAUUAAUCAAAUGUGAAGAUCCAAAUGAGAAUCUGUAUUCUUUUGUUGGGACUAUGCAUCAUGAAGGUACACAGUAUCCUCUUUCUCCACAGCAGAUUCUGUUGCGAGAUUCUAAACUAAGAAAUACCCAGCAUAUUUAUGGUUUGGUAAUUUUUAGUGGACAUGACACCAAGGUCAUGCAGAAUGCCAUGGAUCCUCCUUCCAAGAGGAGUAAGAUUGAGAAAAGAAUGGAUAAGAUUAUUUAUAUCCUUUUCACUUCUCUUGUUGUACUCUCCUCCACUGGAUCUAUCUUUUUUGGAAUUCAAACUAAGCAGGAUAUUAGUGACGGAAAGUUUAAGAGAUGGUAUUUAAGGCCAGACAAAUCAUCUGUACUCUUUGAUCCUAAAGGAGCAUCUUUGGCAGCUUUCUGUCACUUCCUGACAGGCCUAAUGUUGUUUGGGUGCUUCAUUCCAAUAUCAUUAUAUAUAUCCAUAGAAAUUGUCAAAGUUCUACAAAGUACUUUUAUUAAUAAUGACCAGGAAAUGUACUGUGAGGAAUCUGACAAACCUGCACGGGCCCGCACGUCAAAUUUAAAUGAGGAACUUGGCCAAGUUAAUACCAUACUAUCAGACAAAACUGGUACAUUGACAUGCAACUUGAUGCAGUUUGUGAAAUGUUCCAUUGCUGGUGUUGCAUAUGGAAGUGGAUUGACUGCAGUUGAGCCAGGUCUUGGAGGAUUAAAACAAUACUGUACAUUUGAAAUUGAGGGUCCAUCACACUCCCUGGCAGUGUCAAGAAGAACUGUUAAAAGCUUUGAAAUUGAUGAUCCUUCACACUCUCCUGCAGUGUCAAGAAAAACUGUCAAAGGCUUUAACCUCAGGGAUGAUAGGUUGAUGGAUGGGCAUUGGGUUAAUGAACCAAAUUUGGAUUUUAUACAAAAGUUCUUCCACACAUUAGCAAUCUGUCAUACUGUUGUUCCUGUUAUAGGCAAUAAAUCUUCUGAAAUUUACUACGAGGCUGAGUCCCCAGAUGAAGCAGCUUUUGUGGUAGCGGCAAGAGAAAUUGGCUUUGAAUUUUAUGAAAGAACACAGACAAGUAUAUCAUUGCAUGAGUUUGAUCCUAAAAUUGGCAGAGAUGUUGAUAGGUCAUAUACACUUCUAAACAUGCUACACUUCAGCAGUGCUCGUAAACGUAUGUCUGUGAUUGUAAGGGAUGAGGAGGAACAAUUGUUGCUUUUCUGCAAAGGAGCAGACAGCGCAAUAUUUGAAAAUCUUGCUGAUGAUGGGCGGUUAUUUGAGUUAGAGACCAAAAGACACAUUGAUGAAUAUUCUGAGGCUGGGUUGAGAACCUUGGCAGUUGCCUAUCGCAAGCUUAGUGAGGAAGAGUAUAAAACUUGGCAUGCUGAGUUCUUAAUGGCCAGCAAUGCUGUCACUGCUGAUCGUGAUGAAAUGCUUGAUGCUGCUGCUGAAAAAAUUGAGAAGGAUUUUAUUCUCCUAGGUGCUACAGCUGUUGAAGAUAAACUGCAGACGGGGGUUCCGGAGUGUAUUAACAAACUUGCUCAAGCCGGGAUCAAGAUCUGGGUCUUGACUGGUGAUAAGCUGGAAACAGCAGUCAAAAUCGGGUUUGCAUGCAACUUGCUAAGGAAAGGAAUGAGACAAAUUGUUGUUACCUUGGAUACACCAGAUAUGAAUGCAUUGGAGAAGCAAGGAAGGAGGGAAGCCUUUGAAAAGGCAUCUUAUGAAAGCAUCGCCAGGCAACUAAAUGAAGCACAUUCACAAGUUACUGUAUCAAAAGAAAUUUCUAUUCCAUUUGCUCUCAUCAUUGAUGGUAAAUCUCUGGGUUUUGCUCUUUCAAGAAACCUGGAAAACUUGUUUCUGGAUCUGGCAAUUAGAUGUGCAUCUGUUAUCUGCUGCCGGACUUCACCAAAACAGAAGGCAAUGGUAACUAGAUUGGUCAAGGGUGGCACAAGAAAGACAACACUAGCAAUUGGAGACGGGGCAAAUGAUGUUGGCAUGCUUCAAGAGGCUGACAUUGGUGUUGGAAUCAGUGGUGUUGAGGGGAUGCAGGCUGUGAUGUCUAGCGACUUUGCAAUAGCCCAGUUUCGUUUUCUGGAGCGCCUGUUGCUUGUGCAUGGUCAUUGGUGCUACAGGCGGAUCGCAGCCAUGAUAUGCUACUUUUUCUACAAGAACAUAACAUUUGGCUUUACACUAUUCUGCUUUGAGGCGUAUGCUUCUUUCUCUGGAGAACCUGCUUAUAAUGAUUGGUACAUAGCUUUUUACAAUGUCGCCUUCACAUCACUUCCGGUCAUUGCUCUUGGGGUAUUCGAUAAAGAUGUCUCAUCACGGACAUGCCUCAAGUUCCCUCUCCUCCACCAGGAUGGUGUACAAAAUAUCUUCUUCAGCUGGACGCGAAUUAUUCGUUGGAUGUUAAACGGAAUCUGCAGUUCCAUCAUAAUCUACUUUCUAUCAACCAGCUCCAUCCUUAUACAAGCCUUUCGCCAUGAUGGCAAACCGGCAGGAUUAGCCGAACUUGGAGUCACAAUGUACACCUGCGUGAUUUGCACCGUGAAUCUCCAAAUGGCUCUUUACCUCAGCUACUUCACAUGGAUUCAGCAUCUAUUUAUCUGGGGAAGCAUCCUCUUCUGGUUUAUAUUCCUAGUAAUCUAUGGGUUCUUCCCACCGGCAAUUUCCACAACCGCCUACUUGGUUUUCAUCGAAACCUGUUAUCAAAAUCCAUUCUAUUGGCUAACAGCUCUAUUUACAGUCAUCUCUGCCCUUCUACCAUAUUUUGUGUACUCAACAUUACAAGCCAACAUAUUCCCAAAGUAUCAUGACAUUGUCAAGAGGAUGCCUUCAACAAGUUCGCCAUGAAAACUUGGAUUAAAUGUUAUACUUUCGGUGAAUUUCUUUUGCUGGAAUUUAAAAGAAAAUUAUAGUUUUGCGGUGUUAUAGACAUGAGCAGUAAAAAGCUGAUACGGUUAUAACUGUAUGUACCUCCUGAAAAGUAAAAGAUUCUUACAAUGCCACAAUUAACGACUUUGUUAUCAUUCAUGAUGAAUUAUCCUUUA